UACAAAGUAACCUAAAAUUUUCAAACUUUUCAACCGACAAACAAGUUAGAUGUUUUACGCGAUUAAAAAUGUUUGGAACAAUAAUUACGAUAUUUAUGUACGCGAAAUCUCUAGCAUACUAUACAUUGCUAGCUAGUUUUUACAUCGGCAAGACUCUAUUUGCCUUGAUUUUUGCGACAGCGAACAAAUUCAGUGUGCUCUGCAGCGGUAUCCUCACUGCCGUGCAAAUUCUACUUGAAGAUUUCGGCGUUUUCCUGCACGAUUUGUCCGAGCAUGCUGGCUUUGGCCUGCGAAUUAUCUACAAAUCAGUGGAAUGCAUUCUAGGAGUAUUUACAUUGAUAUACAAUCCAAUUGCUUCAUCACUGCAAUGGUAUCUCAACAUUACAACAAGCUUCUGCACAUGGAUAAGCAACUUUUACAACAAUACAACAACUCUGAUCACUUUUCUACUGAUAAAUGCUAAGAAAUUACUUGUACUAUUUGGCUCUGGAGUGUGGUUUGCACUUACAAUUGUACCAGUUGCCAUAUUUUCAGCUAGUUUGUUAUUAAUUUACUAUAUUGGUGUAUUGAUAGAUGAGAUCAACAUUUUGAAGAACAAUGUAUGGAGCUGUCUUUUACAGAACAGUAAGAAUUUAGUGGAGUUUUUUUGGGAUGUUCCACUGGAAGCUCUUCUGGGACUUGCUGGACUAGCCUGUAUUGUAUAUAUUUGUGGGAAAUAUGUAACAUAUAUUAGGAUUAAUGCCCUGAAAUGCCUCAGAAGUAUACACAGCUGGAUGUCAUUUAAAAUUCCACAGCCAAUUAAUUUUGCUGCAAUGAAAGAACCUUUGAAGAUGCCAAAGAAAGCAAUUUUAAAUGCAGAUCAAUCAAUUUGUGUUGUGUGCCAAGCAAAACCAAAGAACAUGCUGAUUCUACCUUGCAAGCAUUUGUGCACAUGUGAAGAGUGCAUGAACCAAAUAAAGAGGUAUUCCGGUCGGUGUCCAAUGUGUAGAACACAAAUGGAUAGAACUAUUCUAGUUUAUAUAUAACUUUGUUGUUAUUUAGUAGUUUCCCAGAAACUACCUUUUGUAAAUACGCCUUCCAGAUAAUCUAUUACUUUUAUACAAUAAUAUACAAAAUAUAGUCUAUUUUAUAUCGAAAA
Molecule: messenger RNA, 1138 nt
Organism: Dalotia coriaria
Lineage: Eukaryota; Metazoa; Arthropoda; Insecta; Coleoptera; Staphylinidae
Exons: 1
Coding region: 69-1025 (318 amino acids)
Biological process (GO): protein ubiquitination
Molecular function (GO): ubiquitin protein ligase activity
Source: RefSeq, a predicted model, not a curated record